Clonostachys byssicola is the source of this 1434-nucleotide messenger RNA. The record is from the annotation of a GenBank genome assembly. Lineage: Eukaryota; Fungi; Ascomycota; Sordariomycetes; Hypocreales; Bionectriaceae.
AUGUCCUCUCGGCUACUCUCACUCCCACACGAAGUCCUUCUACUCCUUGCGACCCAUUUAUGUAGACUGGAAGAUUUCGGCAACCUCUCUUUAACAUGCAAGGAGAUGCGGUCUAUCUUGGCAGACGCACUGCCCAACACCUUCUUGCGAAUCGCAGUACGACAGUCGUUCUACUCCCCCUUCCCGUCCUCAAACCUGCUUGUAGCAGCAACGGCUCGCAAGCUUGGAAACUGGGCUCGUGAAUCGACAACCAACGAAGAAACCCUCGCCACCGCCUGCCAAGGCGGCUUCGAGGGGUUGCUCGGGCUGGCCCUCCGCCAAUGCAGCCUUACAAUGAGUCAACUCCGUGAGCUGCAAGACGUACAAUAUUCCAUCGUCAACCCAGUCGUCAACAUCAUAGACCAAUGCAUCGGCGAGCAGUGGCGCGCUAUUCCCGACUUCUGGUCCGGGGGCGCCAGCGAUGCCGCCUCUAUCUCUACAGAUGCCUCGGAUGCCUUUUUUCACAUCGCCGUCUACGGCGAGUUAUUCGCACCCGAUAUCGAAACGUACCUGGAUGGCAACCAGACCGUACCGUCUCAACGACCCCUGACCCUUGAUACGAGACUCGAAUAUAUCAAGUAUUGCGUCCCUGAUAAGGCCUGUUGGCUUAUGAGCGAAGACCAAGCCUUGUCGGCUGCUGCCCGAGGAGUCCCGAUAGAUCCCCGACGAGAAGUCAAGAACGUCGGCCCGUAUGCCGGAUGUGAAGAUAGGAGCGACCGUAGGAGCGACCGUCAUAGCGAAUUUGACGACGACGAACCUCGGAAAUUUUACUUUGAUGAGAACGAUGAAAUACAUUUUCUCUCGUCCCAAAACGUUUCUGAUGAUGGAAGCAGUGAACCUCAGACCAAUCUAUUUACGGACGAUGCAUUCAACAAUGCAAUUCAGAACCAUUUCUUUGGUGACAGUAAUGAGGAGGAUGAGUUCGCUGAGAAUGAUUGGUUUGGUCAGAAUAAUGGUUUUAAUAACGACAACGACUCCGACGAUAAUGCUCGAGAGCCUCGAGAACCACUAAAUGACAAUAAUUUCGCCUUGGUAUGGCUACUAGAUAGUAGCCGUUGGCGGCCACACUGGCAAGAGGCCCGGCGCAGACUCGGGAGGGACUUUGACGUAACCUAUCGCGACCUCGAGCAUUUCACGGCGGACGACCCGGGGAACUGGAGGCAGAGGCUGUGGGAGAACACCAUGCUCUGCCAGGGGCUGGAGGGCCUGGGCAUGAUCUUACCUGGGCAGCACGAUGCCUGGCGGAAGAAGAUCCGCAGAUGGAGAAGGAAGAUUGCCAAGAUGACUGAGGAGCCUCGCAUGGUCGUGUUGGGCGAGCAGAUUACGUAUGACUAUCCAUACCUGUUUGGAGAGCUUCGCAUCUGUGGGCAGGGUUUCGUAGGUGCUACUCGAUAG